Messenger RNA from Pararge aegeria (speckled wood butterfly), 2259 nucleotides. RefSeq names its product protein borderless-like (gene bdl). The coding region runs from base 1 to 2259 and encodes 752 amino acids. The transcript is spliced from 10 exons. Gene Ontology annotation, molecular function: protein binding. Gene Ontology annotation, biological process: cell-cell adhesion. The record is from RefSeq and is a predicted model, not a curated record. NCBI's taxonomy places the organism in Eukaryota, Metazoa, Arthropoda, Insecta, Lepidoptera, Nymphalidae.
AUGGAUACGGCUCGAAUCCUAGGAGAUAUUCAACACAGUGACUCAGUGCUUAGGAGAUUUUUUAUUCUCAGUACUGUUAAAAAAGAAUUAAAAGAGCAUCUGGAGAAGACCAAAAUUGAUGAGUUGCUAUAUAAGAUUAUCAGCAAGGCCAGGAGCACAAAAGCCCGCAACUCCCGCAGCUGCAGCUAUCACCAGGCAGCCUUUAAACUACCGGGCGCCCCUCACGAGUCAGCGCGCGCCGCCACACCAAGCGGCAGCGAGGGGCUUUCGGCCAACAGCGCGACAUCAGACGGUGAGGCGGACGACGACGUCGACGCAGCACGCCGCUGCCUCGAAGACGUCAUUGCAUCAGCAGCCUUCACGACACAGGCGAUAGAAACGGGCGAGACGAUCUUCUCGUGGUACAGCGGCGAGGGCGAGCCGCGCGUGGCGGAGCGCUGGGAGGGGCGCGUGCGGCGCGUGGGCGGCGCGGGCGCGCUGGGCGGCGGCGCCGUCAACGUGAGCGCCGUGCGCGAGGCGGACGCCGGCCUGUACCGCUGCCGCGUGGCCUUCCCCAACCGCUCGCCGCCCGCGCGCAACAACGGCACCUUCUACUACCUCGACGUCGACGGCGGCAACCUGAUCGCGACGCCGCCUCACAACGUGACGGUGCUGGAGGGCGAGCGCGCCGAGCUGCAGUGCCAGCCCAAGAGCCCCGAGUGGCGCGUGGCCUGGCUGCGCAACGGCGAGCCCGCGCGCGAGCCCGCGCCCAACGGCAGUCUGCUGCUGCCGCGCGCCGCCGCCGCCGACCUGGCCGAGUACGAGUGCCGCGUGAGCGCGCCCGACGGCCGCACGCAGAGCGCCUCCGCCUGGCUGGACGUGCAGUACGCGGCGCGCGUGCUGCAUUCGCCGGCCGAGCGCCUGCUGGCGCACGGCAAGGCGGCCAGCCUCGACUGCCACUUCAGCGCCAACCCGCCGCUCACCAACCUGCGCUGGGAGAAGGACGGCUUCCUGUUCGACCCCUAUAACGUGCCCGGCGUCUUCUACAGUAGGAACGGCAGUCUGCUUUUCAAUCGAGUGGACGAGUCGCACGCGGGCGUGUACGCGUGCACGCCGUACAACGCGCUGGGCUCGGCGGGCGCGUCGGGCGGCGUGCGCGUGCGCGUGCUGCGGCCGCCCGCGCUGGCCGCCGCGCCGCAGCCGCUGUACCUGGCGCGCGUGGGCGGCGCCGUGACGCUGCCGUGCGAGGCGCGCGCGCCGCCCGACGCGCCCGCGCCCGCCGUGCGCUGGGCGCGCGCCGACGGCCGCGCGCUGCCCGCCUCGGCGCUGCUGCGCGGCGGCAACCUCACGCUGCGCGCGCUGGCGCCGGCCGACCGCGGCGUGUACGAGUGCCGCGUCAGCAACGCCGCCGCCGAGCUGCGCGUGCGCAGCGAGCUGCUGCUGGAGAACGUGCCGCCGCGCGCGCCGCACGACCUGCGCGCCGCGCCCGCGCCCGGCGCCGCCGUGCAGCUGUCCUGGGCGCCCGGUCACAGCGGCGCGGACGCCGAGUACGCCGUUUGGUUCCGCGAGCGCGACGCGCCCGAGUGGCGCAGCGUGCGGCUGCCGACACGCGGCGCCACGCGCGCCACGCUGCCCGGCCUGCGCGCCGGCGCCGCCUACGAGCUGCGCGUGCUGGCGCAGGAGCCCGGCGGCGACGGCCUGCUCAGCCGCCCCGUGUUCGUGCGCGCCGCCGAUGCCGACGGCGAGGAGAGCGCCACCGAGCUCCCGCCCGAGGCGGAGGAGGCGCCGGCGACCGACGGCCCGCUCGGCGCCCUCGACUCCGCCGACGACACCGGCGACGACGGCGACGCGGCCGCCGACACGGAAGAUGCGGCCGGCGACGUCGACGUUGCGGACGACGCCGAUGAUGUCGCGCAAUGGAACGCCGCCGACGCCGCGCCCGUGGAACUGGACGUGAGCGUGCGGCUGAUCGAGGAGGGCGCGCUGGUGCGCUGGCGCGGCGCGGCGGGAGUCUGCGAGCUGCGCUGGUACGACGACGAGGCGCCCGAGCGGCGCCUGCUGCUGGCCGCCAGCACGCCGCAGCAGUACGCGCUGGUGGGCGAGCUGCGGGAGGGCGCGCGCUACUGGGCGCAGGUGCGGUGCGCAGGCGCGCGCGGCGCGGCGGCGCUGGCGGUGCCGCAGUACGCGCGCCUGCGCGGCGUGGCGCUGGGCGCGGGCGGCGGCGCGCUGCUGCUGGCGGCGCUGGCGGGCGCGCUGUGCGCCGCGCGCCGCCGCCGCUGA